This is a messenger RNA of Morus notabilis, 1333 nucleotides long. RefSeq names its product BTB/POZ and TAZ domain-containing protein 1. The transcript has 5 exons. The record is from RefSeq and is a predicted model, not a curated record. Gene Ontology annotation, molecular function: protein binding. NCBI's taxonomy places the organism in Eukaryota, Viridiplantae, Streptophyta, Magnoliopsida, Rosales, Moraceae. Gene Ontology annotation, cellular component: nucleus. Bases 119 to 1153 code for a protein of 344 amino acids.
AGAGAAGAGCCUUCCUUGCCAACGCCUAUUCUCAUUGUCACAAACAAUCUCACACGAAAAGACUCCAUUUUUUUCCCACGUCCAAGCUCUGAUAUUUCUCUCUCUCUUUCUCAAGAAAAUGGAAACGGAUUCAAUCACUAUCGACGAUCUCUACGGCAUUUCUCCGGUGAAGUCCGAUCUCCGCCGCGAACUGCCGGAAUCCGACGUCCGUAUUCUCACCUCCGGUGGACUUAAAAUCCCCGUCCACUCUAGCGUUCUGGCUUCGAUUUCGCCGGUGUUCGAGAGCAUCAUAGACCGGCCACGUAAGCACCAGGGCUCCGAGAAAGUCAUUCCGAUCCUCGGCGUUCCUCGCAUCGCCGUCGUUUCGUUCGUUCGGUUCCUCUACUCCUCUAGGUGCGCGGAGGAGCAUUUGGAGAAGUAUGGAAUCCACCUCCUGGCGCUGUCCCAUGUUUACCUGGUCCCACAUCUGAAGCAGAUCUGCAGCAAGCACUUGGCUCAACGGCUGACGACAGACAACGUGGUGGACGUCCUCCAAUUUGCCAGGCUCUGCGACGCGCCCGAUCUUUACCUCAAGUGCAUGAAGCUCGUUUCUAACCAUUUCAAGGCCGUGGAGAGCACCGAGGGAUGGAAAUUCCUCCAAGACCACGAUCCCUGGCUUGAGCUUGAAAUCUUGCAGUUCAUCGACGAGGCCGAAACGAGGAGGAAGAGGACAAGAAGGCACAGGGAAGCACAGAGCCUGUAUUUACAGCUGAGCGAGGCCAUGGAGUGCUUGGAGCACAUAUGCACAGAAGGGUGCACGAGUGUUGGGCCGUAUGACGUGGAGCCCGAGAGGAAGAAAGGCCCAUGCAGCAAAUACGCCACGUGUUAUGCUAUCCAGCUGUCAAUUAAACACUUUGCCACGUGUCAGAAGAGGGUCAAUGGAGGUUGCUUACGUUGCAAGCGGAUGUGGCAGCUUCUGAGGCUCCACUCGUCCAUCUGUGAACAAUCCGACUCAUGCAGAGUUCCUCUCUGCAGGCAAUUCAAGCUUAGAAUGUUGCAAGAGAAAAGGAGAGAUGAUUCGAGAUGGAAACUACUUGUGAAGAAGGUCGUUUCUGCCAAAACCAUAUCUUCAUUGUCUCUGUCUAAAAGGAGGAGAGAAGAAGAAGAAGAAUAAGAGCAAAGAGUGUAAUGUUAUAAAAAAAAAAGUCGUUUUCCUUGCUACAAGUUUUAGUGGUGACAAGGGUCAGAGAAGUACUGCGAUAUUUGUUUGCAAAGUGACAAAAGAGUGUAUUAUAAAGGAUCACUUGUAAAUGGGAUUUUCCCUUUUCCUUUUUUUUAUUUUUAUUUUUAUAAA